Molecule: messenger RNA, 4569 nt
Organism: Morchella sextelata
Lineage: Eukaryota; Fungi; Ascomycota; Pezizomycetes; Pezizales; Morchellaceae
Exons: 4
Coding region: 1-4569 (1522 amino acids)
Biological process (GO): DNA-templated transcription; regulation of DNA-templated transcription
Cellular component (GO): nucleus
Molecular function (GO): zinc ion binding; DNA binding; DNA-binding transcription factor activity, RNA polymerase II-specific
Source: RefSeq, a predicted model, not a curated record
AUGUCGGAGAAUAGUAGCCACGACACACACCCCUAUGCCCCCGCUGCCCAGAAGAUUCCUCAAACCUCUCUUCCCAGCGGGAGUGGUGUUCAUCCGAUCCCUAAUCCCCGGCAUAACUCCAUCUACAGCGCAUCGAACGAGUCUCCUGGUAGUGAUGUGGUCAUGAACGGUAUCAAUGUUGGCGAACAAGGCCACCACUAUCAUUAUCCAAGUGCUCCCGGUUCGACUCCCAGAACCGCUUACCCUAAUGGCGCAUCAAAUAGUGCUACGUCUCAUAAUAAAUGGCCGGGUUCAUACUACCAGGUUAAUCAAUAUAUGAAUCAUCACAGUGAUCCCGAUCACACACGGCAUAUAACUUCUCCAAUAGUCUCUCCCCAUGGUGUCCAGUACCAGCAAGCAGCGCACACAUGGGACCCAACGCGAUCUCUUCAGCGAUCACAACCCUCGCUGCAAGAUCAAAACUACCCACAAAGCAGAACCCUAUACAACAACGCAUCCUAUGGACGGCCGCCACAUCACCCGGUUGAACCGACAGCCACUGCACCCUCACCUCCAAAUCCAUACCCCAGUUCCCCACGAACUCCCCAAGCAACAGGAACGAGCCAACUGCCACCUUCAAAUGGUCUAGUAAUAGCUCCAGGUCACAAGCAAUCGCUCAACUCCAUUGGCCCUGUUUCCUCUAUGCCCUCUAUCAACGGUAAUAUCCACCAGCAAGAACUGCAAGAGCAGAGACGAGAGUACCAACAAAAUCCACAUAUUGAUAACCACCAGCAACACCAUCAAGGUUCUGACCGGGGUGCUUUUGUAGAGACAUUACAUGAUCCCCCGGCAAGAUAUUCCCCAUUACAGACUAACCGUCUGCUAAAUACUGGGGGUGCCAGGCGGUCAUCAGGGAUGGAUAUGCGAGUUGAUGCCGGAAGAGACCGAAUAACUCCUCAUCCGUUUGGUGCUACUGCGCCGACAAAUUCGCAGUCCAACUACUACUACAACAGUUCUCCGUUGUCACCGGGUUCAAAAAUCAGCACCUCACUGAACGAAGCUCUGCAUUCUGGACGCUAUCAGUAUAACGGUACACAAAGUGGUGGAUUCCGCUACGAAGGAAACAAAGGUGCCAAUGAGAGAGCUAAUUCCGAGGAACAGCAUUCCUAUCUUACAGGGUCAGAAUCGCAGUUCACGGGACUACAGCGUCCAGGGUCGGUAGAGGUUCGGAAAACGUCCCCCCAGAAAGUCCCGAAUGGACACCAGGAACAUAUCAAGAAUCAGCGCCACGAUGAUACUGAUGAAGAGGAUGGAAUAAAGAGGGAGUCAAUUUCUAGGACUGCCAGUGCAAGCAUCAGCCCAACUGCCACACGCAGCAUGCUUCCAGGUGCUGGUGCUAGGAGAGAUAGCAUUGAUUCCACUGUCAGUGCCGGUAGUGGAAAAGAGGGUAGCAAGAAGAGAGGUGGUCCGGUAUUUACUGAUCCUACUACUGGGAGGCAGUAUUAUGAGGAGGAUAUAGUACCGCCUGGUGUUGAGAUCCCGACAGGGUGGCAACUGGGUGCUGGGAAAAAAUGUCUGAAUAAACUAUUGCCAUUGCUUAAAGACGGGUUACCGGUAUUUCCGGAAUGGGGUCUUACGUCAGCUGGAAAGGCGAGGCAACGACUGCCGAAAGCUUGUGCUAGCUGUCGCACCAAGAAGAUUAAGUGUGUUGAGAGUGACCAAGAUGAUACCAAGUGUGCACAUUGUCAUAAAAUGAGAAUUGCCUGUAGCCAAGACGAUGAAGAGAAGCCCGCUCGAAAAAAUUCGAAGAAGAUUUCCGACAAAAAGAAAAGAAAGGAAGGAACAACGGAUCAGGAGUCGGCUGUUGGAGGAUCUGCAUCGCCGGGCGUUCUUCAUUUAAAUGGUGCACAAGGCAGCCUUGGGUUCCCAAAGAAACGGAAAGCCUCUGACGAUGGUCAAAAAUCUGGUGGUGGGUUUCUCAAACGAGGGAAAUCAUCAAGGGAUAGUUCGUUUUCCAUGGAGCCAAUUGAGGAGAAGACAGCUGUUAUGGAUAAUUCCCUGGACAGUACCAAAUCAACACUACGGCAUCACCAGCAGCCGCAAACGCAAACACUCGUACAGAGUCAGAAGAGAUUGACUUUUGCAACGGAGUCUGCUGCUCCAAUGAAUGUGACCGACGAAGGUCGAACAUCCAGGAACUACAAUGCUAGGCUGUUGGCAGAUCAAUACCCACCAGGAAGCUAUGGGAUGGCAGGGAUACAACCAGUACCAGGGGCUACUCCAAAUUCCUUUACCUCUGCCUCCCCCACCACAUCUGACCAUCCAGCCAUUUAUGGGGUAAACAAUUCAUACUCAUCAAGCUCACAGGCCCUGAGUACAACACCGACCAUAAUGGAAACUCCCACCUUAUCUUAUGUGCCACUCCCAAUAGGUGAAGAUCCAAGACAUAGCAACUUCCCUGCUCCGAAGGUGGUCAGUCAUCUCGUAGAGAUGUAUUUCAAAUAUGUGUAUUCACAGACAUAUGCCUUUCUUCACAAGCAAACAUUCAUCAAGGAAUUUGAGUCACAACCGGAUGUUCUGGUAAUCUCUCUAUGCACGGUGGCAGCAAGAUUUUCCCCAGAAUGCUCCCACAUGGAAGAAAGUCUUGCGUCCCAAGCUAGGCAACUCAUUUUCAAGAAUUACGACAACUAUUGCUUGGAAGUAGUGCAAAGUAUGAUACAUAUGGGUCUUCAUGAUUUUGGAAGUAGCCAGGGAGACAAGGCAUGGAUGUUUUGUGGUAUGGCAGUCAGAAUGGGGACGGCUCUGAAUCUCAACUUGGAGAAUGGUCGGGCGAAAGUAGUGCUUCAAUCUUCAAUUGCCAGAGAAUCUGCACGAAGGACCUUUUGGUCUUACUAUUUAAUGGAUAGAUUCAAUAGCUAUGGCGUUGCACGGCCGUUUCUCACUCAAGAUCAUGAUUGCCAUGUUCAACUCCCUUGUAAUCAGCCAUCCUUCAGGGACGGAAAGAUUGUUGUGACCGAGCAUCUGCUUGGAGUGAACCCAGCCAAGCCAGAUGUAGGCACCAUACACAUGGGAGCCAUGGCGUUUUUGGUACGUGUGGUCGGUAUCUGGGGGAAUAUCUUGAAACAGAUACACCUAUCUGGAUUCGAAAAGAAAAAGGAUAAAGAUGCAGAGUUCCGGGCAUUGAUAGAGGAUUUGGAGACUUGGAGGAAAUCGCUCCCAAGCGGAUUGGAGUAUUCAAACGAGAAUCUUGCUGGUCAGAUCAAGGUGGGCACAGCUGGUGCUUUCGUCACCAUGCAUGUUAUGUGGCACACAGCUAUGGCAUAUGUUCACAGGUAUGUAAGAAUAAUUACCAAGCAAGAGGAGACCGACGAAGAGGGCCACAGCAUCCUGGACGAAAGCAUCAUCACAAGUAUACGGAAGACAUUUGUCCAUGCAGAUGCAGUACUCUUGAUCAUGUCUCAUGUGAAGCAAAGGAGAAAGGAAGCGAAGGAGUUAGGGGAGACUGAAGUGAUUGUCAAUGCACCAUUUCUAGGACAGGCUAUAUCUGAUGCUUGCGACAUAUCAAUAAUCCGAGCGCUGGAAUCGAAGGGGGACCCUAAUAACGCACUGAAACAGAAGGAAAGAAUAUAUGUCGGGUUGAUGUGGUUGAAAGAGCUACGCGGAUACUGGAAGCCUUUGGAAGGAAUGUACAGGAAAUUACGCAGGGCAUAUAACAAACACCUAGACAAGAUCGUAUCUCAAACACAGCCUAGCCUAAUAAGCAACGUUAUCCCAUCGCCAGAUUCUGGAAAUGGCAGCGAGAUGAUAACGGAUUACCCCAUGUUUCAAUUUCCAAUCGAUCCUGCUACUUACGACUUGCAUCCAGACAUGGGUAUGCAUCUCUCAGCGCCUGAGCCCUUGGAAUCACAGCAAUGGCUCUGCCUUCCCGAGAGUUACUACGAGGCGGCGUUUGCAGGCUCGAGUAUGUCAUUGUAUGGGAUCGCAGAAGCCGAAGGUGGAUUCCCUCAGCUGUAUAUAGACCAUCAUGGGAUGAGAGAUGAUAUGGUGAUGACAACUUCACUCGCGCCUGAUUCAAAUAUGACCUAUCAAGCUGCGAUUUUGGAUCCACCUUCAAUGCCGCUCAUGUCUCACCAAUCGUUUGACCAGCUUAAUGCACAUCGACCCAGCGAGCCGGAUCCCGAGGAUAGCGAUAACGACUACGAAGAUGAAAAGGAGGAGGUUGAUGAUGGGGAUGGGCAAUCGAUGACGUCUAGUAAAAAAAGGGAGAAAGCAAAAUCGAGUAUAUCAACGCUCUACUUUCAUCCAAACGCCGUCCUUGAUGGCAAACUGGGUGAUUCAUCGGGCUCUGAAAGUUCUGGCCUUGCUAGUCGACGACAGAGCGAAGCUGCACCGAAGUCCGAGCACAAUAGAAUGGAUGUGCUUAAUCUCUUAAUAUCAGCAAGUGUCACGCAAUACGUUAGAAGAGAGCUGGAGACGCAUGAUAAGUCGGAUCUAGGGACUGGCCGGCAGGGAAUUAUGGUUCCAGAUGAUUGUAUAUUGAAGGGGGAGGUCAACACGGACAACAGCAAAGACAAUGGCCACAAUAAUUGA